This is a messenger RNA of Pelagomonas calceolata, 1056 nucleotides long. NCBI's taxonomy places the organism in Eukaryota, Pelagophyceae, Pelagomonadales, Pelagomonadaceae. The record is from the annotation of a GenBank genome assembly.
GUUCGGCGGCGCGGCGGGCGGGGGCCUCUUCGGCCAGCAGCCCGCGUACGGCCAGCCGCAGCAGAUGGUCGCGGCGCCGGCGACGCAGCCGGCGACGCGCUUCGAGCAGCUGCCGGCGACGCCGGCGACGCUCGGCCGCGACGGCGUGCUCGCCGUCGAGAAGCACCUGGCCCAGAACCGCACGCUCCAGAAGCGCGUCGCGCUCGCGGCGCAGCCCGUCCGCGAGGGCAUGGCGCACCUGCGCGAGGCCGUCGCGGCCGCGCGGGGCGCGCUCGAGCGCGCCGAGCACGAGCAGCGGCGGGCCGCGACGGUGGGCGGCGGGCUGCGGCUGGAGGCCGCGGCGCUGCGGCGGGACGGCGAGGAGCUCGCGGCGCGCGCCUCGAGCCGCAGCGCGGGGGACUCGCUCCGCCUCGCGCGCGAGCUGCCGGCGCCGCUGCUCUGGCGCCACCUCGCGAACAUGGAGAAGCGCCUGGCCGCGUACGCCCGGGACGUCACGACCGUGCGGCCGGCGCGGCGGGACGGCGCGCGCGCCGACGACGACUCCGCGAACUUCCAGCUCGCGCGCGUCCUCGCGGCGCAGCGCGACGCGUUCCUGCGCGUGGCGGACGACGUGGCGCGCAUGCACGCGCGCGUCGACGACGCGCGCCGCGGCGUGCGCCGCCGCGACCCCGGCCUGGACCCCUUCGCCGAGGCGGACCGCGAGGAGAAGGCGGCCGCGCGCGAGCUCGACGCCGAGAUCCGCCUGGGCGCGCAGCGCGCGGCGGCCGCGGCGCCGGCGGCCGCCGUGCCCGGCGUCGCCGCGCCCGCCGGAGGCCUCUUCGGCAGCGCGCCGGCGCCCGGGGGGAGCCUGUUCGGCGCGACGACUGCGCCGCCCGCGCCGGCGCUCACGCGCACGGCCACGCCGGCGACGGGCCUCUUCGGCGCGCCCGCGGCGGCGGCGCCGGCGGGCGGCCUCUUCGGCGCGCCGGCGGCCGCGGCGCCCGUGACGACGCUCUCGGCGAAGAAGCCCUCGCGCAACCGCAAGAAGGGGCGAUAGAACCCCUGGGCCCCCGUUAA